Messenger RNA from Botrytis deweyae, 1927 nucleotides. RefSeq lists its product as uncharacterized. The record is from RefSeq and is a predicted model, not a curated record. Bases 358 to 1650 code for a protein of 430 amino acids. The transcript has 2 exons. Lineage: Eukaryota; Fungi; Ascomycota; Leotiomycetes; Helotiales; Sclerotiniaceae. Gene Ontology annotation, molecular function: FAD binding; monooxygenase activity.
UGCGGAAAUCAUUCAGCUUAGAUGUAUCUACGAAUCAUUCCUAUCUCGACGAUAAGUGAGUGAGGGGUUUCAUUCUAAUGCAAGAUGUUGCAGACUGCGUUUAACCAAUUUGGAAUUGUACCAGCUGUAUCCAUCAUAGGUAAGAACUCUGGUGAUGCGACAGAGGAGUUAUAAAGAGAGUCAAGGUAAACAAAACACUCUUAUGUUUUCAUUUCUGGUCAAGUAAAUCUUUUAUCAUUUUAUUUGAUUUCAAUUAUUUGAUUUCAAACAUAUCAAUAUCCGUGAAUUCAUUUUGUCGAGAUUCCAUAUCAUCCAUCUUACAAUUUUCAUUAUUCGGCGUCGAUCAAUAUUAGCUCAAUGGAGAAUUCCUGGAGAGAAUUGGAUAUUGGUGUGAUUGGUGGUGGAAUAGGUGGUCUCGCUGCUGCCACAAGUUUACGACAAGCCGGACAUCGAGUCACAAUAUAUGAACGAGCAGAUUUCGCUGGAGAAGUUGGUGCUUCUAUAUCUUGUGCGGCGAAUGGCACAAAGUGGCUUGAAGAAUGGGGUGUCAAUAUCUCAAUUGGACGACCUGUGGUUCUAGAAAAACUUAUAUCGCAUGAUUGGAAAACUGGAGAGGUUCAAAAUGUAUAUGAUUUGGCCGACUAUAAGAGUAGAUGGGGAUACGUUUACAAUAUGUUUCACAGAGUCAAUAUGCACGAGAUGUUGAUGGACUCUGCUACUGGGUCAAAUCAUUCCGGCAUACCAGCAAUUCUUAAAUGCAAUCACAAAUGUGCCGAGAUCGAUCAUGAACAAGGUAUUGCUACUUUUGAAAAUGGUCUCAAAGUCAAACAUGAUUUGAUUAUUGGCGCAGAUGGGAUUGGGUCACAAGUACGAAAAACUUUGGGAAUUGUGCCGGAUCGAGAAUUAUCUACAUCCACAUGUUUACAUUGUAUCAUCGAAACAAAAGAUGCAAGGAGAUUAGGACUUCGAGAUCUAUCACCGAAUAGUGCUAUCGAAUUUUGGGGUGGACAAGGAAUUCACAAGAUUGUCUUCUCACCAUGCCGAGAUGGAGAAGUUCACUCAUUCUAUUGUUUCUUUCCAACAAACGAAAGUCCUCACGCCGGUGAAGGUUGGAAUAUUAAUCUUACCGUUGAAGAUAUUCUCCGACCAUUUCCUGACCUCGACCCGGAACUUCUUGCAUUAUUCAAGAACUCAACGGACGUCAAACCAUGGAGAUUAUUUGUUCAUCAACCAUAUCCAUAUUGGCAAAAGGGUUCUACUUGUAUUCUUGGUGAUGCAGCACAUCCUAUGCUUCCAGAUCAAAGUCAAGGGGCAUGUCAGGCUUUAGAAGAUGCGGCUGCAUUGGGUAUAAUUUUUGGAAGGAAAUAUGAAUUUGCCAAUUCAAAAGAAACCAUUAGCGAGGGGUUAAAGUUGUAUGAACAAAUUCGUAAGCCUAGAGCUUCACGGGUACAAGCGGCUAGUGCUCGUGCUAGGGUAAAUAUCAAUGAACGGAUUGGAUUUUCAUCGAAUACCAACAAUCCGAAUUACAAAGUAUUGGAUGAGAAGAAGAAAUUAACAAUUGAGGAGAUGAAUGAAUAUGAUAUGGAUUUGGAUAUUAAGAGGAAUGUUUUGGGUACACAACCAGAAGUCGAGAUGAGGGCUAGCUUAUAAAUUUUAGUACUUGCUUUUCAUGGGUUGGGGGGACAUCAAGGAGUACAUUGAGGAGUACAUUGAGGGGUACACUGAGGGGUACAUUGAGGGGUACAUUGUGGAGUACAUCGAGGAGUACAUCAAAGUACAUCAAGGAGUCACAAGGUGUAACAAGGAGUCAACAUGAAGUCAACAAGGAGUACUUGAUUUCUGAAUACUCUAGAUGGUAUAAUUUUCAUUAUUUUAGAAAUUUUGAUAAUAGAUUCAUGAUUCAUGAUUAAUGAUUAAUGAUUCAUAU